GACGGAGGAGACUGAGCCCGCAGGGACCGGCGGCCGCGCGCGCUCCACCCCGCACCCGCUCGCUCGCUCGCCCGCUCGCCCGCCCGUCGCUCCCGCUCCCCGCGCCGCGCCUCCCACCCUGAGCGGAGCCGCCGACGAUGAUAAACACCCAGGACAGUAGUAUUUUGCCUUUGAGUAGCUGUCCCCAGCUCCAGUGCUGCAGGCACCUUGUUCCAGGGCCUCUGUGGUGCUCCGAUGCCCCUCACCCACUGUCGAAGAUCCCCGGUGGGCGAGGGGGCGGCAGGGAUCCUUCUCUCUCAGCUCUCAUCUAUAAGGACGAGAAGCUCACUGUGACCCAGGACCUCCCUGUAAAUGAUGGGAAACCUCACAUCGUCCACUUCCAGUAUGAGGUCAGUGAGGUGAAAGCCUCCUCAUGGGAUGCAGUCCUGUCCAGCCAGAACCUGUUUGUAGAAAUCCCAGAUGGAUUAUUAGCUGAUGGGAGCAAAGAAGGAUUGUUAGCACUGCUAGAGUUUGCUGAAGAGAAGAUGAAAGUAAACUAUGUCUUCAUCUGCUUCAGGAAAGGCCGGGAAGACAGAGCUCCACUUCUAAAGACCUUCAGCUUCUUGGGCUUUGAGAUUGUGCGCCCAGGCCAUCCCUGUGUCCCCUCUCGGCCAGAUGUGAUGUUCAUGGUUUACCCCCUGGACCAGCACUUGUCCGAUGAGGACUAGUGGUCAGAGGAUGCUUUGUCCGAGAGCUGCAGUGAGGUCAGAAGGGAAGCCAUGUAGCCCUAGGACAGACAAGGGGGCUCCUUGCUGUCUAGGGCAGGACGCCAAGGGGCUCAGGGUGAGGGUUGCCUAUUAUGUUCUCGGAGUUGACUGGUUGAAAUUGUUUUCCAUAAAGAACAGUAUAAACAUAUUAUUCACAUGUAAUCACCAAUAGUAAACGAAGAUGUUUCUGAACUGGCACUAGAAGCUUCUUAUCUGCGCUGUGUGAUGUGCUCUAUCUAGCCUGGGGAGGAAUUUCCUGGAGGGGCCGGGCCAGGCCCGAGGGCUGGUGGGAGGGCUGGUGGGAAGCCCCGAGGGUGCAGCAUCCCCUGUUGGUGGGUUUUUCAGUUUUAAGAUGUGUAUUUUCUUUCCUGCUUCCUUUCAUCCUGGCCUUUUCAGCCCUUAGGCAGUGGCCUCAGAAUUGUUUUUUUGACAGCCACACCUGGGCUUCUCUGUGCAUUAGUGUCUGGCAGUCCCAGGUCCCAGCCCAACCCUUCUUUUACAGUUUAGUGUUUUUCUGGCAUUUGGUUAAGCUGGCUUAAUCUGUUUCAUGUUAUCAGUGCAUUUUUAAAUAGGGAUACUGAAGUUCACUCUCACCACCAGGGCUUUUUUGGGGGUGCCUGAACCUUAGAAACACUAGCAAACCCCGGUUGUCAAACACAUCAUGAUCUUGGCUACAGGACCAGCCCCACGGUUUCUCCUGCCUAGGGUCACAGAGGGGAGGAAGAGCUGCAGCUCAGGGCCUGGGGCUGAUGCGGAACCGUUCUUCAGGACUGGAGGCCUCUGCCUGGUUAGUGCAAACUUGCAGCCCUCACCAGGUUCUAAGGAGUGAUUGCUGAGACCCUACUCCACAACCAGGGGUCGGCAGUGUGUGCACAGGUGGCCAGCAUGUCCUAAGCAGGAGAAAAUGGGAGAGAUCAAGAUUGAGUGAGGGGGGCGGGGUGCCAGGAAGGCAAAUGUGUUGUGUUUCUGUGUCAAUAAACUGAUUUAAAGUUG
Suncus etruscus (white-toothed pygmy shrew) is the source of this 1739-nucleotide messenger RNA. RefSeq names its product ornithine decarboxylase antizyme 2 (gene OAZ2). Gene Ontology annotation, molecular function: ornithine decarboxylase inhibitor activity. Gene Ontology annotation, biological process: positive regulation of protein catabolic process. NCBI's taxonomy places the organism in Eukaryota, Metazoa, Chordata, Mammalia, Eulipotyphla, Soricidae. The record is from RefSeq and is a predicted model, not a curated record. Gene Ontology annotation, cellular component: cytoplasm; nucleus.